AUGCUUCAGCGUUGGUGUGUGUGCUCGUAUCAAGCCAAACCAAAACAGUCCCAUCUUCAAGCAGUGAAGAAGAUCUUGAGGAUGUCAAGGGAACUGUCAAUCUGGGGAUCUUCUACUCUAAAGGAUCCAACAGAAAUCUUGCUGGAUAUUGUGACGCCGAUUGGGCAGGAUGUGCAGAUGAUCGGAAAAGUACAAGUGGAGGUUGUUUCUUCCUUGGGAACAAUCUUAAUUGCUUGGCUUAAUAAGAAGCAGAAUUCUGUGUCACUAUCUACUGCAGAGGCUGAGUACAUUGCAUUGGGAAGCUGCUGCACACAGCUUAUAUGGAUGAGACAGAUGUCAGCCGAUUAUGGAUGGAGUCUGGACCCUUCUUGGUCUACUGUGACAACAAAAGCGCCAUUGACAUAUCAAAGAAUCCGCCGUCAGAUCUACAAGCCAGCAAUCUCCAAGCACUUGCCGUCGAAUGAAGUAGCGACCACUACAUCUCUGGUAGUGACCGCCGAUUGUGUUUCUGAACCAGCAGAGCCGGAGGUACAACAGACCGACGCAUCAAUGUCUGUCAGAUCCAAACCAGCCGUUUCACCCUCUCGACGAAACUCGCGAAACAGAGUCUCUUGA
This is a messenger RNA of Microthlaspi erraticum, 615 nucleotides long. NCBI's taxonomy places the organism in Eukaryota, Viridiplantae, Streptophyta, Magnoliopsida, Brassicales, Brassicaceae. The record is from the annotation of a GenBank genome assembly.